CUUCCAUGACAUCCUCAAGCCUCACCACCACCACCACCUCCACUCCACCACCCCACGAUACACUUCACUCCCCUCCCGGCCUGCUCCCAGCGAUCGCAGAGCAUCACCGCACCUCUCCCAAGACUUAUGGCCGCCUCUUAACCAAAAUUGCUGGUCAAUGAUGACCAGAAAGGAUGGAGCUGUCCGCAACAGCUCUGCGACGAGCUCGAGCACGGACAGCUGGAAGUCUACCGAUACCAUCAAACCAGGCUCGCUCUUUCGCGGCCCAUCGCGCCGCGGAGCCCCAAUGAGCGUCAAGACGGAUGGCAGAAACAAGCCUGAGACUGAUCCUCAAGUCUCCCCAACUACCGCCGCCCCGCGCACCGCGAUUUCCCCUACUUCGAUAUCUCCUAAUGUAUCCCCCCGGGAUCAUAGGAUGAGCGAUUUUGGUAACUACCGACGCGAUCUUGCAGUACUGGAAACUUCCGGAGGACGAAUACCACAGAUUCAGCACAACCCCCCAACUGCGUUGGGCUCGCCGAACCAAAUCACCCCUUGGAUGUCAAGCAACGGGUCAAUCCCGACUCCCUCGAGUACUUUUGGCACGAGUUUUUACAAUGAUUCGAGCGACAACUUAUCGCAGGCCUCCCAAUUGUCCCCAGGCUUUCGGCCGGGAACUGGGUUGACGGGGAACACUAAUAACACCAAUGCAAGCGACUCACCGGCCGAUGCGUAUUUUGGGGAUGAAAGGCGGCCUUCAGUUGCCAGUGUGACAACUGCAAGUAGUCAGGGUUCGAAGUCGAGUGUGAGUCGAACAGGCAUACACAAGAAGCUGCACACUUUCUUUGGGGAGGACUUUCCCGGGAAAGAUGGGUCUGAUACGAGCCUUCCUUCGCACGGCAAGGACGUUCGAUCGCACUCCUUCGCCCGAAGCCAUCGAGACCGGAAUCAUUCAAGUACCACCGAUCACACUCAAAGAGACGCUUCGCCAGCAGGCUCUCGACCACGAACUCCAGUUCCCUCCAGUGACGUAGUUCCAUUUUUAUAUCAAGACUCACAGGAUAUUUCCAAGUACGGCGAGGCACCUGUCCGGCAAAAUCUCUCAGGCCCGGACAAAGAUCGGUAUACAGAGAAUUCCCAAAACCCUCCCAAGACCUCUUCUUCUGGACGCUCUGGGCAUUCCCAUGUUCAUCUACCAGGGCACCACCAUCGACACAACAAGAGCUCCGACGAUACUAGAGCUCUAAGGCCGUCAGUAAGCAGGGAGGACUCGGGACUCAGUGCAAGACAGAAGGAUCGUGCCCCCACGUCUAUGGGAACAGCGCUGGCAAAUUCAUCCAAUACUAGUCUAUCGAAGAGGUCAAAGAGUCCCACCCCCAGUGGAUUGAGCAAUUGGAGUCAGGUCACCGCCAUGGGGAAGAACAAUGAUGGAUCUACUUCUCCAACUGAGGGUCAUAGGAAAGGAGGGAUUCUCGGGCGCUUCAGAAAGCACAAGGAGAAGGAGACUCCAUAUCGAUUGAAAGAACCACCGGGAGCCAGUACAUCUGUUCGCUCGUUUAAAUCUCCAGCGACCAGGUCAGAGAAUGGCAAAGGACCGGUCUCUCCCGAAUUUGGUCAAUGGAGCCGCGAGGGGAGUGUUACGGGAUCAGAAGUCAAUCUUCCGAAAGCCGUCUCUGGCGCAAAUAGGCAAGGAACUUUUACCAAGCUGCCAUUUGGCAGGAAAGGGAGAGGGAAGACCACUGAGGAAGUAGAACCAUAUUACGAACCGCACGAGAGACACAACGGUUCCCCUGGAGCGGUUUACAAUCUCGACACGAAUUUAUCGAACAUGGAAGGGAUCUUAGCAAAGCCCGCGCCGCUGACCCCGCUUGACAACAGUAUUUUCAUUGGGAAUGUGGAGGAUGAGGCGAAGAUAGAGGCUGAGAGCGCAGUAGGCGGUCAAGACUGGAAUCCUCCUGAUAGUUGGGCGGUUAAGAGGGUCAAUGAUGAUAAUAUGUCUCGACUGCCUGAAAUCGACGAAGUAGGAGUUCCACCAAAGGCCGAUGAGAAGUCUAACCCAUAUUGCAUUCGCAUAUUCAGGAUCGAUGGAACGUUCGCUACUCUGUCAACUCCACUCAACGCUACUGUAACGGAGAUCAUGAGUCAACUAGGGAAGAAGACCUACAUGACGGACAGUCUCGAAAAUUACCAGAUUGUCAUGAAAAAGCACGACCUACAGCGGAUUCUUGGAGCUGGCGAGCGUCCGGUAGUGAUUCAGAGGCGUCUACUCGAGCAGGCAGGAUACGAAGAACGGGAUAGAAUUGAAGAUGUUGGCAGGGAAGACAACAGCUACCUCUGUCGAUUCUCUUUUGUCCCGGCUCGAGAAAGUGGCUAUGCGAGUGUCACUAAUGACUUGGGUGCACACCGAGUGCAAAAGUACAGUCACGUCGACCUAUCUGGACGAAAUCUCGUCACUAUCCCGAUUGCUCUCUACUCGAAGGCAUCUGAAAUCAUAUCUCUCAACCUGUCCCGAAACCUAUCUCUGGAUCUACCCAAAGACUUCAUCCAAUCGUGUCAGAACUUACGCGACAUCAAGUUCAUUAAUAAUGAGGCAUGGAAGCUGCCUCCCAGCCUGUCCAAAGCCAGUCGCCUCACAAUACUCGACGUAUCCAAUAACAGGUUGGAGCAACUUGAACAUGCAGAGUUGUCAAGAUUGCAGGGCUUGAUCAGUCUCAAGCUUGCCAAUAAUCGGUUGAGAAGUCUUCCUGCCUAUUUUGGUGGAUUCAAGUCCAUGAGAACGUUGAAUGUGUCUUCGAAUUUCUUGGAUUCCUUCCCUACCUUCCUCUGUGGCCUUGAGGGACUCGUCGACAUUGAUAUGAGCUUCAACGGUAUCGCAACACUACCAGACCAAAUUGGCCAAUUAAGGAAUCUCGAGCGUUUUGUCAUUACAAACAAUCGGCUUACAGGUUCCUUGCCAGUGAAUUUUGGACAGCUUUUGAACCUCAAAGAGGUCGAUAUUCGAUACAACGCUCUAUCCAGUAUCGAUGUCAUCGCCAAAUUGCCAAAAGUUGAGCAAAUAUCCGCGGAUCACAAUUCCGUCUCUGUUUGCGAAUCGGAGUUCACCAAGAUCCGAGUAUUGCGCCUCAACUCAAAUCCAGUCACCAAAUUUGAAAUCAAAAACUCCGUCCCAACUCUCACAACCUUGAUCUUAUCCAAUGCCAAGCUUGCACAUAUCCCUGAUGCAGUAUUUGACAAGAUGCCAAAUCUUGUCAAACUUGUGCUGGAUAUCAACCACUUCGUCUCUUUGCCUAGCCAUGUAGGCAAGUUACGAAAACUGGAGCAUUUCAGCAUUGCUAGGAAUGCAUUGAGCACUCUGCCACCGGAAAUCGGAUGUCUUACGGAGCUGCGUUUCUUGGACAUAAGACAGAAUAACUUGAAGAAGCUGCCCAUGGAAAUAUGGUGGGCAAAUAAGCUUGAGACGUUGAACAUCUCGUCAAACGUGCUUGACAACUUCCCUAAGCCAGCUUCACGAGCACCACAAGUGCCCGGAGAUGUUGCCCCGCUGACAGGACAGUUGAAUGGAUCGCCUGGGCAAAAUUCGAAUAAUUCGAGCUUUGAAGAAUUAGGUCCUCUGGAAGCCUUCGGGCAAAGGAGACCUAGCCAAGCAUCAAGCGGUCUUCUCAGUGUUGGUGGUUCUCCAGUGCCAGGAUCCGGUGACAGAAAGGGGUCAGUCGUGUCCGUGUAUGGGAAAGGAGGCAGGAAAACGUCGGUGGUAUCGAGAAGUGCAUCAGAGACCACUGUUGGGACAAUGACCCCGCCAUCACAAGGUGGAAGAAAAGAUUCGGUCAUGUCGGCCAGACUGAUCAACACCUUUGCUGGGUCAUUGCGAAAUCUCUACCUGGCGGACAAUCAGCUCGACGAUGAUGUUUUCGAUGAAAUCACUCUCUUGGGCGAGCUCCGAAUUUUGAAUCUGUCUUACAACGAUCUUAACGACAUGCCACAAAGGUCUAUCAAGAGCUGGCCGCAGCUUGUUGAGCUCUAUUUGUCCGGAAACGAGUUGACAUCUCUCCCAGCUGAUGAUUUCGAGGAGUUCAGCCUGCUCCAAGUCCUUCAUCUCAAUGGCAACAAGUUCCAGACUCUUCCUGCCGAACUUGGUAAAGCACACAGACUAGCCGUACUUGACUGCGGCAGCAACUCCCUUAAGUACAACGUUUCGAACUGGCCAUAUGACUGGAAUUGGAACUGGAACACCAACUUGAAAUAUCUGAAUCUCUCAGGGAACAAGCGUCUUGAGAUCAAGCCGUCGUUGCCAGGAGGCGCUAGCAGUCGGGAUGGCCGUGAUCUCACCGAUUUCAGUGCCUUGCAACAUAUGCGUAUCCUGGGCCUGAUGGAUGUGACCUUGACGAUUCCAACAAUCCCAGACCAGACUGAGGAUCGAAGGGUGCGAACUUCUGGCUCGCUCGCUGGUCAGCUGGCAUACGGAAUGGCAGAUACUUUGGGGAAGAAUGACCAUCUGUCUAUUAUUGAUAUGGUGGUUCCAAGAUUCAAUUCUACCGAGACAGAGACUCUUCUUGGAAUGUUUGACGGACAAGCCUUGUCUAGCGGGGGAUCGAAGAUUGCAAAGUAUCUCCACGAGAAUUUUGGCCAUAUUUUCAGCGAGGAGCUGAGGAAACUGAACUCCAGUCUCAGCGAGACACCAGUUGAUGCGCUUCGGCGAGCUUUUCUGUCUCUCAACAAGGAUCUAGCCACAGCCGCGACACAUCACACAGAAGAGAGAUCACUUCUAUCCCAUAGAGGGUCAGCAGCACCUGCAGUUCUCAGCCAAGCAGAUUUGCACUCCGGUGGUGUUGCAACGGUUAUGUUUUUGCAGCAAUCAGAACUUUAUGUUGCAAACGUUGGCGAUGCACAGGCAAUGCUCAUUCAUUCCGAAGGCGGUCACCGCAUCCUAACAAGAAAGCACGAUCCCGCUGAACCAAACGAGAGACAACGCAUUCGGGAUGCAGGUGGUUGGGUUUCUCGACAAGGAAAGUUGAAUGACAUCUUAGAAGUCUCUCGAGCCUUCGGUUAUGUUCAGAUCACGCCCGCUGUGCAGGCUGCGCCGCAUAUUACGCAGAUCACCAUCAAAGAACAGGACGAGAUGAUUUUAAUUGCCUCGCGAGAACUUUGGGAAUACCUGUCUCCUGAACUUGUUGUUGAUGUUGCGAGAUACGAACGUGGUGAUCUCAUGAGAGCCGCUCAGCGUUUGCGAGAUUUAGCUAUGGCGUUCGGGGCAACGAACAAGCUUAUGGUGAUGAUGAUCGGUGUUAGCGAUCUAAAGAAGAGGGCACAAAUUCGGCCACAUCGUGUUCAAAGCUUAUCAUUGGCUUCACAACUCGUCGACGAUGGAUAUACCCCGAAUACCAAGAAGCCUAAGAGAAAGGGUGAAACAGUCCAGGAUUCCAUGCUUCGUCGACUCCAAGCCGAAGUGCAAGCUCCGAUUGGCGAUGUCAGCAUUGUCUUUACUGAUAUCAAGAGCUCGACCCUUCUCUGGGAAACUUAUCCUAGUGCUAUGCAAUCUGCCAUCAAACUCCACAACGAGGUCAUGCGACGACAACUUCGAAUCAUUGGAGGUUACGAAGUCAAGACUGAAGGAGAUGCAUUCAUGGUCUCAUUCCCGACUGCAACAUCUGCACUUCUUUGGUGCUUUGCCGUACAGCAACAACUUUUAGAGGUCCAAUGGCCGUCUGAGAUUCUUUCUAGCGUGCUCGGUCAGGAGAUUUACGAUAAUGAUCAGACCCUGAUAUUCAAGGGCUUGAGUGUACGAAUGGGCAUACAUUGGGGUCGGCCUGUGUGCGAGAAUGAUCCUGUUACCAGGCGGAUGGACUACUUUGGACCAAUGGUCAACCGUGCCUCCAGAAUUUCAGGAGUUGCGGAUGGUGGCCAAGUCACUGUUUCAGCCGAUUUUAUUUCCGAAAUCCAGCGUUGCCUCGAGACUUACAGCGAGAGUGAUCGAUCUGGUUCGACAGGUUCCGAAGAGGCUUUCGACAAUGAUCUCGUCACCCAGGCUAUCCGUCGUGAGCUCCGUUCUCUCAGUAGUCAAGGUUUCGAGGUCAAAGAUAUGGGGGAGCGGAAAUUGAAGGGUCUCGAAAAUCCGGAGUACAUUUACCUGAUGUAUCCACACACUCUGUCCGGCCGUAUCCACUAUCAACAACGACUGGCCGAAGGAGACAAGCUUGUCAUGGUCGAAGAACCUGCUACAUUGUCGCAGCAAUCAACAUUGAGCAUCGACACUGAGUGCGUUUGGGCGUUAUGGAGCGUAAGUCUGAGAUUGGAGAUGCUGUGCUCGAGCUUGGAAGUGAACAAGGGACAGGGGGUCGCACUGCAACCUCCUGAGACCGCUAUGCUAGAGAAGAUGAAGUACAGAGGCGGAGAGGUGACUGAUCGAUUCCUGGUCAAUUUCAUGACCCAUCAGGUUUCAAGGAUUGAGACAUGUAUCUCCACCCUCGCAACCCGUCAUCUAGCAAUCGGUCGCUGCGAUCUCUACGACCUCGACCAGCUCAGGGCACCAAUGGACGACGUCCUCAGUGCCCUAGAAGCACAACUGGCAGAACUAAAGAAAUACAAGGCUAAAUUCGGCGAGCUUGAGCCUGAAGGUUCAAACAGUACUUCAGUCGCAACAGCAACCGCAAACCUUAGGAAGAAAUCAACGAGGACGUCGAGCAGGCAGAGUAGGACGAGUAAACCCGAUACGCCAACGAACGGCGCAUGAUAUCACUGAUAGGGAACUUUCUUUUUGGGUGACAGCAUGGCGUUUGGGAUUCUCAGGAUGAGAAGGAUGGAUUGGGUUGGGUUGGGAUGGCUGUAUUGAUGAUGACCACUGUCGCAUUGGAUAUCUUUUCUUGUCGCUUUAUUGGUCGUACAAAAUGGGACACAUUAGGUUUGGGAAUUAGGUAUGGAAGGGAAGGGACUUUUGCUAUGAUGACUGUAUGGACUGGACUACCACGCUUCGAAUGCUUAGUGUUGAAUGCAAUGGAGGAGGGGUUUUUGCAUGCGGUUAGGAGGUGGCUAGCUUAUGAUUUUAUGAUUGAGGAAGUGGUGCAUACUUGUUACGAUGGAAGAGAGUGAGGGGUGUGUAUAUAGUUUAUCUAAGAAUGGUGUGUGGGCACACAAUGAGGAGUGUUAGUCCUCUUCCCAUCCAUAUACCCAAAGCCAUAGCAGGCGAGCCCUGUGUGUUCCUCUCCCCG
This is a messenger RNA of Hyaloscypha bicolor E, 7181 nucleotides long. RefSeq names its product BAC,adenylate cyclase. Gene Ontology annotation, molecular function: protein binding; adenylate cyclase activity; magnesium ion binding. The transcript has 4 exons. Gene Ontology annotation, biological process: cAMP biosynthetic process; intracellular signal transduction. NCBI's taxonomy places the organism in Eukaryota, Fungi, Ascomycota, Leotiomycetes, Helotiales, Hyaloscyphaceae. The record is from RefSeq and is a predicted model, not a curated record. The coding region runs from base 158 to 6706 and encodes 2182 amino acids.